UCCAGCCAAAUAGUAGCUACCCAAACCUCGUGUCAACUCCAACUUGAGCCUUUCCGUACCAAUACACCAAACCAUCAACAUGCCUCUCUUCGGAUCCAAGCGCGAGCCCAGUCCUCCACCUGCUCCUCCUCAAAAACACUCCAUGUUCUCCAGGCGCCGCUCUUCCUCCCCUUCAUACCGGGACACACGCCACAGCAGCUCCACCAGCCGCACUACUACCACACAUACUUCCUCGCCCAAGCGCACAUCUGGCAUGUUCAGCCGUGGCUCCGGAGACCCUAGCAUUGCUACUGCCAAGCAGAGCUUGAUGAACGCCGAGGCAGCGGAGAGGGAUGCUGACCGCGCGCUUUUCGUUGCGAAGAACGCUGUAAGGGAAGCAAGAGAACAUGUUCAUCGCCUAGAGAGGGAAGCUGCUGAGGAGGCGAGACUUGCGAAGAUCAAGCAGGGCGAGGCCAAGGCUCUCGGCAAGAAGGGCAAGUUGCUUGGAAGACACGACCAUGUCUAAGUUGACCUCAGCCGUCAUAUUCAAAAGCAGCCGUGGAGUGGUUGUUUGGGCGAUGCCCAUACGGACGUUGUUUCUUUUCGUUAUGAUACUGAAUGAUGUGAAGCGCGGAGUUGUCGGUUUUCUUACGUUACUAUGAGCGCUUGUAUAAUACCCGUUAUGUUUACUUCAGCAUUGAAUGUCCAUC
Molecule: messenger RNA, 689 nt
Organism: Alternaria alternata
Lineage: Eukaryota; Fungi; Ascomycota; Dothideomycetes; Pleosporales; Pleosporaceae
Exons: 2
Coding region: 80-505 (141 amino acids)
Source: RefSeq, a predicted model, not a curated record